Messenger RNA from Epinephelus moara (kelp grouper), 2349 nucleotides. RefSeq lists its product as uncharacterized. The transcript has 2 exons. Lineage: Eukaryota; Metazoa; Chordata; Actinopteri; Perciformes; Serranidae. The record is from RefSeq and is a predicted model, not a curated record. Bases 1248 to 2264 code for a protein of 338 amino acids.
UUGAAUUUACAUUACAUUACACUGGAGGCGAAUGACUCUUUUUCGGGGCGAAUGACGUCACUAACCGUCCACGCUAAAGCCUGCCCUCCUCCCUUUACUCCUCCCCUUACUACCCUUUACUCUGUCCGCAGUUAUCAAACUGAUAGCGAGUAAGUUGGAUCAGAACAGAGAGAGUAGUAGAGCAGAGAGAAUAGCUAGUAAUUUGUUGAACUGUAUAGUUAGCAUAGUGUAUUUUAGUGUAGGUUUACAGUUAGUAGUGUGUGUAUAGUAUUUAGGUUAGUUGGUCAAGGAGAGGCGCCGAGGCUCGGGAGUAUAUGUGCGGGCCGCGAGGGAGGGAGGGAGGGAGGGGUGGAUAGAUGCGGUGGGCUGCUGCGCGGUGAGCCCAGGCUCCCAGAGAGGGAGAAAUAGAACCAAGUAGGAUAAAAUAAGUCAAAGUGUGGAGAAGGGGACCGGCUGAGCUCCGGCCGCCUUCCCUUCUGCCCGUGUGACACAGUAAGGGGCGGUUUUCCAAGCCACCAUUGGCACAAUGAAAAUAAGUCUAAGUGUGGAGGAGAAGGACCGGGUAAAAAGGCCGACCUCCGGGGAAGCCCUCUCCCCUCUCCCCUCUCCCCGCAGCGAGGGACCGCUCUCCAAGGUACCAGUGCUGGGCUGGGUGAAAAUAAGCCAAAGUGUGGAGGAGAGGGACCGGGUAAAGAGGCCUGACCUCCGGGGGAAGCCCUCUCCUCUCCCUCCCUCAGCUCCGCCUAUCUUUUCCGAAUUUUUUUUAAAUCAAGCUGUGGGCGGAGUAAUGCACAGAGAGGGGGGUUUAGUUCCCCUUUAAAUGAUUAAUCAGGUGUGUGCUGGGUGUGCCGCACACCUGAUUAAUCACUUAACCCAUAGUGCAGGACAGGAAAUACUCAUGCCUACUUCCUUACAGGAAGUAGUGGAGCUGGUGCACAAUGUGAGACAAGAAGGAGCCAAGAUGGCGCUGCUGUAAGACGCUUUUUCUGUAUGCUGCCGAAGCUUUUUUCGUUCGAGACUUGAAUUUGCUUGCUUAAGGCCAAGAAACAUGUAAAUAGUUUUUAAGAACGUUAGAAAAUCGCUGUGAGGUCUGUUGGUGAAACUUUGACCCGUUUUUGUUUUGUUUUUCGGGGACUUUUUCUGCCGGACUCUGCCUGCAACGAGCCGACGCUGUUGCUAACCAUUGGAGUUGUCUGCUUGCUAGCUCGGCGUCACAAAAGCUGUUUUCAAAAAGGCUCCAACCGCUAAUGACUGACUCCGGUGAUAUGUCGACUACGUGGGAGGAUAUGGAAACGGCAAUGGAAGCAAUGGAGGCCGCGGAGAGUCUUAAACGGUGCCAUAUCUACGCCAAACAACAUCAUGUGGAAGACUCUCCAAGUCCUAAUGUUAGCCCACAAAGAAAAGCACCGCGUCGCAAGACAGAGCCCACCAACUCUGUCCUGCUGGCGGCAAUUAACAAGCUCGCUAACUCGCAGAACGGUUGCAAGGAGAAGCUGGACUCCAUAGAGAAGUCCAUAGAAAUUAACUUUAAGAGUAUUCAAACUCUCUCUACUUCAGUGCAAGCUGCUGAGAAGAAGGUGGGGGAGCUGGCAUCCAAAGUGGACCCCCUGGAGCUCCAGAUUAAAACUUUGUCUGCUGAAAAUAAGAAGCUAGAGGAAAGAGUGAACGAGAUGUAUGCAUACUCCAGACGCUGGAACUUGAGGAUUCCUGAGUCUGAGGGCGAAAAUGUGAAAAUGACGGUGAUUGAUCUCUUCUCCCGUGUCUCUCCUGGUCUCGCCGACUCUCUUCAAAAGAUGGUGGAUAUCGCCCACAGACUGGGACCACGGAUGAGGAAGGAAGGACAGCAUCCACCACGCCGCAUCAUAGUUCGGUUUUCGUACCGAGCACACCGAGAUCAAGUUUGGGCAGACGCUAAAAACUCUGAGGUCCUCAAGCAGAAGAACGUGAAGAUAUCGGAAGACUUAACUCAGCAAGUGAGGGAGGCGAGAGCGAAGCUGUGGCCGCUGGUGGAGGAAGCGAGGAAGCACAACAAGAGAGCAGGCUUCAGCGGUCCUUUUGCUAUUAUUGCUGGUAAACUGCCUGUUAAGCUUGCCAAUUUCCAUAAACAAGCCCUGGACACAUGGAAAAUCGCUUUUAAGCACAACUUCUCUCCACACACAUGUAUAUUAUGGAAUAAUCAACAUGCCAGAGGUGAGGGGAGCCGUCAGGCUGAAGAAGGAGGCCUACAGGGCAUGGUUGGUCUGUGGGUCUCCGGAAGCAGCUGACGGGUACCGGCGGGCCAAGCGGAGCGCAGCAGCGGCAGUCGUUGAGGCAAAAACUCGGGCGUGGGAGGAGUUCGGUGAGGCCAUG